Messenger RNA from Nylanderia fulva, 581 nucleotides. RefSeq names its product ribosomal protein S16 (gene RpS16). Lineage: Eukaryota; Metazoa; Arthropoda; Insecta; Hymenoptera; Formicidae. The record is from RefSeq and is a predicted model, not a curated record. Gene Ontology annotation, cellular component: cytosolic small ribosomal subunit; ribosome. Gene Ontology annotation, biological process: maturation of SSU-rRNA from tricistronic rRNA transcript (SSU-rRNA, 5.8S rRNA, LSU-rRNA); translation. Gene Ontology annotation, molecular function: RNA binding; structural constituent of ribosome.
CGAUGAAAACACAUGGCGUAGGCUCGAUUUCCUUUCUGUUCCUGUUCGCUCAACGUGUUGUUAGAUCGUCAAGAUGCAAAAGAAACAAAAGGAGCCGAUCCAUUCCGUGCAAGUCUUCGGACGCAAGAAAAGUGCGACUGCAGUUGCAUACUGCAAACGAGGUCGUGGAAAUCUCCGCGUCAACGGCCGACCGCUGGAGUUGGUGGAACCUCGUGUUUUGCAGUACAAAUUGCAGGAACCUAUCCUAUUGCUGGGCAAAGAAAAGUUUUCCGGAGUCGACAUCAGGGUACGUGUAAAUGGUGGUGGUCAUGUUGCGCAGAUCUAUGCCAUUCGUCAAGCCAUCUCCAAGGCUCUUGUUGCAUACUAUCAAAAGUAUGUUGAUGAAGCUAGCAAAAAGGAAGUAAAGGAUAUUCUUAUCCAAUAUGACCGUACUCUUCUUGUUGCUGACCCAAGGAGGUGCGAGCCAAAGAAGUUUGGUGGUCCAGGUGCCAGAGCACGAUACCAGAAGUCUUAUCGUUAAUGUCCUCAAAUUUUACAUUACACUUUAUUCAUAUUACUGAAUAAAAAAAACUUAAAAUCUA